This is a messenger RNA of Egretta garzetta (little egret), 1518 nucleotides long. Its product is annotated as discoidin, CUB and LCCL domain-containing protein 1-like. Lineage: Eukaryota; Metazoa; Chordata; Aves; Pelecaniformes; Ardeidae. The record is from RefSeq and is a predicted model, not a curated record.
AUGGACGCGGGGGAGCUCUCCCGGGGCCGGCAGCGUGCUGGAGGAUUUUCCCCCCGCUGGUGCUUUGUGCCGUCUCCCGGCGACAGCGAGGGCAGCCAAGGCAGGGCCAAAGCCGUGCCCACCAUCGCUUUUCUUUCUGCCUGCGCCAGGGAUAUUCCCUUGUGCCCGGGGGGCAGUGAGCCCGGAGAAAAGUCCCUUUUGUGGUGGGUGCUGGCAUCGCCCCGGGGAGGAGACGAUGGGGAUGCAGCUGCCCAAGGGGAUGGCUGUGGCCACACACUGCUGACACCCCACAGCGGCACCCUCAGCUCCAAGAACUACCCAGGCACCUACCCCAACCACACCGCCUGCUGCCGCUGGCGGCUGCGCGCCCCCCCGGGCACUUCCCUCCUCCUGGCCUUUGGGGACGUGGACUUGGAGCCCUCUGAGCACUGCGCCCGCAGCUCCCUCCUGCUCGCCGACCCCCAGGCCGGCACUGCCUACGGGCCCUACUGCAGGAACUCUGCCCCUGCCACCCCACUCCUGGUGACAAACUCCAGCACCGUGACCGUCCUGUUCAACAGCACCAGCCACCGCUCGGGACGAGGCCUCCUCCUGUCUUACGCCACCUCGCAGCACCCAGACCUGGUCUCCUGCCUGGUUCGAGGCACCCACUACACCCAGGAGCACGUCAGUGUGUACUGCCCCGCGGGCUGCAAGGACAUCGAUGGGGACAUCUGGGGCAACCCGAGCCAGGGCUACCGGGACACCUCGGUGCUGUGCAAGGCGGCCGUGCACGCCGGGGUGAUCGCGGACGAGCUGGGCGGGCAGGUCACCCUGUCCCGGGAGAAGGGGAUCACGCUCUACGAGUCGGCCUUCGCCAAUGGGCUCCACUCCAAAAGGGGAUCCCUCUCUGAGAAGCGGCUCAUAUUCCACAAAGCCUGCGGUGAUGCGCUGGAGGUGGCCACCUUCAAUGCCUCGUCCUGGUGGCAUGAGGUGGACGCAUUGGGGCAGGAUCGAGCCUGGGCAGCCGAACGGGCAGCGCUCAGCACCGCCGGCCGUUCCUGGGCGGCUGAACCUAGUUCUGAGGCUGCCUGGCUGGGGCUGGACCUGGGCACCCGCAGGAAUGUCACAGGCAUCAUCACCAAGGGCUCCUCUGAGCAGUAUGACUACUACGUGACGUCCUACCGGAGGGGCUCCACGCUGCUGGUGAUGCUGCUCAUCGGCGGCUUCUUGCUCCUCUGCUCCAGCCUCCUGCUGCUGGCUUUCCUCUGCCGCAGGAAGAGGAAGCCGGCGGCAGAACUGAACUGCGGGAUCACAAAAGGGUACCCCAAACUGGAGUCGAGGCAGGCGUGCUCCCUGCAGAGCCUACAGCCCCCCGGCUCCGCGCUGGCCUCCUUCCCCACGGCGGCUGCGCCAGGGGACCUCAGCGGGAUCCACUCGCCAGAAGCCCUUUUUAAAGCGGCGCUCGCCACUCGCCGGCACGGGAAAGCGCCCGGGUACUACUCAACUCACGGCGAGGCGUUCUUACCACCUGAGUGA